Messenger RNA from Phragmites australis (common reed), 1320 nucleotides. RefSeq lists its product as uncharacterized. The transcript has a single exon. Bases 1 to 1320 code for a protein of 439 amino acids. Lineage: Eukaryota; Viridiplantae; Streptophyta; Magnoliopsida; Poales; Poaceae. The record is from RefSeq and is a predicted model, not a curated record.
AUGGAGCCCCGAUUCGUGCCAGACGUCGGCGCCUUACCAGCGUUCGACGAGAAUGGGGAGCCCCUGGGCUGUAUCAAGUUCUCGGGGACAGGAGGAAGUCGCAACCGCUUCUACUACCUCAAUGCCGACCGGGGCGACGAGGACGAGGAGGCCGUGGUGCUGGAGCCCGCGCCCGAAGACGAGGAGGCCGUGGCGCUGGAGACCGCUCCCGCGCCCGAAGACGAGGAGGCCGUGGUGCUGGAGCCAGCGCCCGCGCCCGAAGACGAGGAGGCCGUGGUGCUGGAGCCAGCGCCCGCGCCCGAAGACGAGGAGGCCGUGGCGCUGGAGACCGCUCCCGCGCCCGAAGACGAGGAGGACAUGGUGCUGGAACCCGAGCCCGCGCCCGAAGACGAGGAGGCCGUGGUGCUGGAGCCAGCGCCCGCGCCCGAAGACGAGGAGGCCGUGGCGCUGGAGACCGCUCCCGCGCCCGAAGACGAGGAGGACAUGGUGCUGGAACCCGAGCCCGCGCCCGAAGACGAGGAGGACGUGGUGCUGCAGCCAGCGCCCGCGCCCGAAGACGAGGAGGCCGUGGCGCUGGAGACCGCUCCCGCGCCCGAAGACGAGAAGGACGUGGUGCUGGAACCCGAGCCCGCGCCCGAAGACGAGGAGGCCGUGGUGCUGGAGCCAGCGCCCGCGCCCGAGGCCGAGGAGGCCGUGGCGCUGGAGACCGCUCCCGCGCCCGAAGACGAGGAGGACAUGGUGCUGGAACCCGAGCCCGCGCCCGAAGACGAGGAGGCCGUGGUGCUGGAGCCAGCGCCCGCGCCCGAAGACGAGGAGGCCGUGGCGCUGGAGACCGCUCCCGCGCCCGAAGACGAGGAGACCGUGGCGCUGGAGACCGCUCCCGCGCCCGAAGACGAGGAGGACGUGGUGCUGGAGCCCGCACCCGAAGAUCAGGAGGCCAAGCCCUCCUCAUCCACCUCGUCGCCGAGGACCCCAAGCGGCGAGGAGCCCGCGCCUGAAGACGAGGAGGACGUGGUGCUGGAGCCCGCGCCCGAAGAUCAGGAGGCCAAGCCCUCCUCAUCCACCUCGUCGCCGAGGACCCCAAGCGGCGAGGAGCCCGCGCGCGCUGGAGCCCGGGCGCCUGGAGAACACGUGGUGCUGCAGCCCGCGCGGCAAGGGUUGGGUGCCUGGGCGCUCGCAGCAGCCCUCCUCGUCCUCGCUUGUGCCAUUCUCUCUGGCCUGGGCCUCUACUCCCUGCGCGCACCCACCGCGACGCCUCCCGAGGUGAGCCAGACUCACACCCCGUGCCCUCCUCUCAUCUCGACGCCUGCCGAGGAUUAA